AUGGCUGAAAAGUGUCAUUUGUGUCUGCUGGGACUGAUCAUUCUCUCUUCACUUCUCACAGGUACCAGUGGAGUGGAUGAGACUCAUGUGUUCAUCAGUUCUGGUGAAAAUGUCCGUCUGCUCUGUAACAAUGCUCUUCAUGACUGCAAAUCAACUACAUGGAUCUAUAACAGAUUUAGUCGUUCAGAAGCAGUUGAACUGAUUAAUUUAGGGAUGAAGAAGACAGACAUCGAGAGACAUGAGAGUCUGAGUCUGGGGUCUGACUGCUGUCUGAACAUCAAGAAUGUCACAAAAGAAGAUUAUGGAUCUUACAUCUGCCAACAAUGGACAGAUGUGAAUGGACAACACCAACAACAAGGAACUGAUGCUUAUGUUUUUUUGCAUGUUCUUCAUGUCUCUUCAUCAUCCUCACAGACUGAGAUCAGUGCAGGCCACUCUGUGACUCUCUCUUGUCAGUUAUAUUCAUAUUCAUUUGCUGGAGUCUCUUGUGAUGAUUGGAUCCGUUCUGAAAUAAUUCAGCUGUUCUGGGUGAAUCAGGCUGGUGUUAAACUGACGAGAUCAGACUCCAGAUAUCAGAUAUUAUUCUCAUCAGGACACUGUAUCAGCACUCUGAAUACAACACACCUGAAUGAAAACAGUGAGUGGAAAUGUGAAGUUACUCACAGAAAUCAACUCAAAACCUCAGGCACAUAUACUGUCAGGAUUUCAGCUCAAGCUGAUUCAGCGAUAGCUGUGAUUCCAGUCCACAAAACAAAAUCAACUCUAAAGACAGCAGCCAUUUCUCUGCUUUGCGUUCGAGGGAUGGGUAUAUCAGUAGAAGGUCCUUCCCUUUGGGCUGUCUUUGUUGCCCGCGUCUUUACGAAGGUUGUGGAGGCAGCCCUUGUUCCCAUGAGAGAACACGGCGUUCACACUGGAGGACGAGGAGCAAGUCCUGCUAGUUGCGCCUUACUGGCCCUCCCAGACCUGGUUACCGAAACUAAUGCUCCUCGCGACAGCGCCUCCCUGGUGCAUUCCUCUGAGGAAAGAUCUACUGUCUCAGAGACAGGGGUCUCUCUGGCACCCACAUCCAGAUCUGUGGAACCUCCAUGUGUGGUCCCUAGGCGCGACGCAGAGGUCCUAGAUGAUCUACCCCAGGCGUUGGUAGACACCAUCACUUUGCCAGUAAAGCCAGAGGAACUGCUUGUUGUUACGGUGUCACCCAUUCCCUUCUACGAACCGGAUACGUGCCCUUAUUCUGCUCUUCAGAACAGUUCCCCACAAGGCGAACCCUGUGGAGUUCCUCCGUCACCCUUGGCAACCAAACGUGGUGGAGCGUCCGGCGCCAGGCCUACCACUUUGAUUGUGAUUAUCGUUGAGUUUGCAGUGUUUGCAGCUCCUACUGUGAUUCUUCUUCAGAUCAUCUGUGCAAGAAGAGCUGGAAGGAAGGACUCGCAGCACCCAGAGGAAAUAGUGAUGAAUACAAUAUUAGAAUAAAAUAUUCUCUACAAAUAACAGUCCAG
Sinocyclocheilus grahami is the source of this 1499-nucleotide messenger RNA. RefSeq lists its product as uncharacterized. Gene Ontology annotation, biological process: positive regulation of ERK1 and ERK2 cascade; T cell activation; interleukin-15-mediated signaling pathway. Gene Ontology annotation, molecular function: MHC class II protein binding; protein tyrosine kinase binding. The record is from RefSeq and is a predicted model, not a curated record. Gene Ontology annotation, cellular component: external side of plasma membrane; membrane raft. Bases 1 to 1473 code for a protein of 490 amino acids. Lineage: Eukaryota; Metazoa; Chordata; Actinopteri; Cypriniformes; Cyprinidae. The transcript is spliced from 9 exons.